AUGGACUCUACAUUACCUGGAUACACUUUAUCGUCUGAAACGCUCCCCAACUACUCAUCGUCGUUGAACUUUUAUGGAUUGGCUUUACUCAAGACUGAGUUCUUAACUCCAUACCAAUACAACAACGGCAACAGAUCUUGGAAACCGGUGCUCCUACAUAUGAACUCAACCCAACUAAACAUCUACAACAUCAACGCUGACAAAAAGCUACAAGAUUUGCUUAUCAACUUGUACUUUGAGUUGAAUAACUUAAACCAGUUGACUAUUGACCUUAAUACCGAGUACAAGAAAAAUAAUGGAAUUGAUUUCAGUUCAAACCAAGUUGACUUGAGUGACGUAUUUUCUGGCGAUGCUUAUGGAGGGCUUGAAGGUAACAAAUCAAUGUUUAGUGAGUCCAAGUUUGGCAAGUUAAAGAAUAAGUUGAAGACGCAAAAGAACCAAAAGAUAUUGGCAACGAUAUCCCAAUACUACGACAUCCUCAAAGACAAUCAAUUACUCUUUGAGCCUACUAGUGGUGACAUUAAAGGAACUACAUUUGAAAAAUACAAGGGUUCUUUACUUCAUUCAUAUUCAUUGUCUCAUUUGCAAGUAGGCGAAGCACCAUCAUUGAACCAAUUAAUUUCAGCAAUGUACAAGGAAGACCAGUCGUCGUCAACUUCAAACAUUUCAUCCUUGGUAAAGUAUAAAAACUCCCUUCGGUUGAGGAUUGAGUACAAACAAAUAUUGCUUCAGUUUUGGUCAUUCCAUUGUAUGAUCAGUUGGUUUAGAAAUUUGUCCAUUGGAAAGGAUUUGAGUUUACCAUUGGAAUUGAGGACUGUUACCAAACUCAAAUCGAUACCUUCAAGAUACACUAGUAGAAACAACGCACUACUUGCAGCUACGGCAGCGGCAGCCAGUUACGGUAGACGAAACCACCAGAAUGCGGAAGCAUCGAUAAUGGAGGAUGAAAGUGCCUUAUUUGGGUCAAACCAUUUACAUCACAAGGAUGCCGACUCGGAUGUUUUCAGUACCGAUUGUGAAGAUGAUUCCAUAUUUGACAAUGUACAACAAAAUCCAAGAAGAGGUUCGGCAACUUCAUCAAUCUCAACCUCCACUGACAUUGGAUACGUUACAAUCAAUGAUUUCAAAUUUGUGUCAAAAGACAAUGUCUACACCCCGGUUGAGAAGCAAUACAUUUCCAACUGUAUUCCUGACCUCAAUUCGUUUGACAAGUGGAGCGGUAGACUCAUAACAGUUAGCAAUGCAGACUAUUUUGUGAGAGAUGAGAGGAAUUACACAAACAAAGAUGAUGUUUUUAUAAGUUACAAUGCAUUGAGCGAUUUGGUUCAGCUGUUUGAUAGGAAGUUUCUGCAAUUGCACCAGCAUAACAAGUUGAGCUCAACGAGGACGUUUUUGAUCCACCAAAGUGGAUUAGUAGGUAUUGCACAGAAGUGA
Lodderomyces theae is the source of this 1434-nucleotide messenger RNA. RefSeq lists its product as uncharacterized. The transcript has a single exon. The coding region runs from base 1 to 1434 and encodes 477 amino acids. The record is from RefSeq and is a predicted model, not a curated record. Lineage: Eukaryota; Fungi; Ascomycota; Pichiomycetes; Serinales; Debaryomycetaceae.